CAUAUUCCCAUGGCUAAUCACAAAGUUCUUAGUGUUUUUGCCUUUGUGUUACUGGGUUUAGGCAUUUGUUCUGCAACUAGAGCCCUCCUCACUCUUGAAGGAGCUGGCCACAGUCCUGGAAUUGGGCAUGAGGUUGGUGUUGGGUAUGGUGGUAAUGUUGGUGGAGGUUAUGGUGGUGGAGGAGGUGCAGGUGGUGGCUCUGGAUAUGGAGCUGUAGGGGACCACGGUGUUGUUGGCUAUGGAAGUGGUGGUGGUAGUGGAGAAGGUAGUGGAGCGGGCUAUGGAGCUGCUGGUGGACAUGGUGGAGGAUAUGGAAGUGGUGGUGGUGGUGGAGCUAGUUAUGGCACAGGAGGCGCUGGAUACGGAUCUGGUGGUGGUGAAGGAGGUGGUGCUGGAUAUGGAGCUGGCGGAGAACAUGGGGCAGGAUAUGGUGGUGGUGGAGGAAAAGGUGGUGGCGGUGGUGUUGGGUAUGGUGCAGGGGGAGAGCAUGGUAUUGGUUACGGAGGUGGUGAAGGAGGUGGUGCUGGAUAUGGAGGUGGUGGAGAACAUGGGGCAGGAUAUGGUGCUGGUGGUGGAGGAGGAAAAGGUGGUGGUGGUGGAUAUGGUGCAGGAGGAGACCAUGGUGCUGGUUAUGGAGGUGGUGAAGGAGGAGGCCACGGUGGCGGCUAUGGUGCUGGAGGAGAACAUGGUCCUGGCGUUGGAGGUGGUGGUGGUAGUGGUGGCGGUGGCGGUGGUGGAACAGGAUACGAUGCUAGUGGAGCACAUGGAGGUGGAUAUGGAAGUGGUGGGGGAUCUGGCGGAGGUAUCGGUGCUGGAGGCUAUGGUGGUGGGGGUGGAGGUGGUUCUGGUGGUGGUGGCGGCUAUGGUGCUGGAGGUGAACAUGGGGCAGGAUAUGGAGGAGGCAGCGGUAGUGGUGAAGGUGGUGGCCAUGGUGGCUAUUCUCCUUGAAAAUUCAAUUGCACCAUCACAUUGCCUUAAAAGGAAACUUGUUACUUCUCACCCUUGCUAUUCAAAAAUAAGGUUAAUUUGGGUAGGAAGUAGCUUAUAAUAAAUUAUAUAAUUAAAUACU
Messenger RNA from Corylus avellana, 1069 nucleotides. The record is from RefSeq and is a predicted model, not a curated record. NCBI's taxonomy places the organism in Eukaryota, Viridiplantae, Streptophyta, Magnoliopsida, Fagales, Betulaceae.